UCGAACCGAAUCAAAAUGGGAUUGCCUCUUGCUGAGCUAACACGUAUCGACUGUGUUUCACUGCGGUGCUAUUUAAUCCGGUGUUAUUUAGCUAUUUAAAGAAAAACACAAUGUCAGAGACAAAUCACUAAAUGUGAUAGCAAAAGUGAAUUGAUAAUUACCGAUUCGUUGGUUGUUUCGCAGUAUAUUAAUUGCCAACGGUGCAAUUUUUCAUUGACAAAAUUUUACCGAUUUUAGUGUUUUAUGAAAUACAAUUUUUUUUCUUCAUAUAUUCCUUGAAAAUCGUUUCUCUCUCCGGGGAAAAUACGGGUUUUUGUGCGUGUGAUUUACGCGCUUGUGUGCUUUUUCAUCGUAUUUAAUUCAAAAUAAUUUUUUUUUUUUAAAGAGGAGUUUAAUGAUUGACGAGCUUUUCGUGUUUGUUUAUUUGUCUUUAAAUAUGAAUGAAUGAAAUUCAAACUCUGUUUAUCAAAGUUGGUUACAUAUAUGAGUCGUCUUCAUCAUUUGUUUGAAGCUGUAAAUAUUAUUACUUUAAAAUUGUGCACAUUAGUGAUAAAUGAGUGAGUGUUGUUUUGUCAUAAAAUAAAACACUGUGUGUAAAUAACAUAAAGUCGCAAGGCAACACGCUGGGUUAUAACUGUUUUAGUACGACAAAACCAAUGUAAAUAAAAAUUCUAAAUAAAAACAAUAGAUUUUGAAAACGUGAAACAAUUUUAUUUGGAAAGAAAAAAAAAGGAAAAAAACACCAGUCCGUAGCAACAAUAAUUUUUAUUUGAAAACAUACUGUGGCUGCGAGAAACUGAGAUUUUUUAUAUAUAUAAAUAUUUUAACACAAAACUUAAACUUGUAUGAGUAUAACAACUUUGUGCUCCGUUCAACUUGAAUCAAAUGCUGAUACUUUUAAACGUGUAUUUCAACUAAAAACUUCCAAGUUCUCAUUUUCCUGAACGGUACAACGAGCCAAUUUUUAAUAACAUAGUAAACUCAACAUGUGUGUGGAAACAGGCAGAAACAUCAAUUUAAAAAGAUGUUAAAAAAAAUCCGUUGAAAAGUCAACGUUGAACCAUCGAUUGCAACAGGUUUUUUAUCUAUACCAUAUGGCAGCGCUUGAUUCAACACCAUCUGUAGCUGAUCAGGAGCAUCAAGAUAAAAGUGUAACCACAAUGUCAGCUAUGUCAAGCACUGGAAGUAAUAGUCAGGCUAGUCCGAGAAAUACCGUGACAUCGUCAACCGGUGCUUUCGUACAAUUAGGUUCGGUUGAAGUUUCCAAAUCUUUACAAGAUGGUGAAAAGUUUGUUAAAUGGGAUGAGGAUUCAGGCUCUGGCACACCGGUCACCAUGCGUAUCGAUCCAAAGGGAUUUUAUUUAUGCUGGGUCGACCAAAAUAAUGAGAUGGAUUUGUUGGAUAUAGCUACCAUUCGAGAUGUACGGACCGGGCAAUUUGCCAAAAAACCAAGGGACUCCAAACUACGGCAAAUUGUUACUCUCGGUUCGCAAGACACGUUAGAGGAAAAGACUGUCACUGUUUGUUUCGGUUCUGACUUUGUGAACGUUACUUUUAUAAAUUUCUGCGCCACACGGAAGGAGAUUGCACAAAAUUGGACCGAUGAACUGAUGCGAUUAGCUUACAGUUCAACACAACUGAAUGGUUCGGCAACAUUGUUUCUGCAGAAAGCACACACCAAACUUUGUCUUCAAGUUGAUAAGUCCGGUAAAAUUCCGGUCAAAAAUAUCAUAAAGCAAUUUGCUUCUAACAAAGACGAUCGACGACGUGUGGAAAAGGCGUUAGAUGUUUCAGGACUUCCAUCUGGCAAAGGCGAUGCAAUACCUCUAGCAAAAUUUCAAUUUGAAGAAUUUUUCAAUCUGUACAAGAAUCUUACACAGAGAACGGAACUGGAGAAAAUCUUCGAAGAACUUGUUGGUACAUCCAAACGACGUCUUAUGUCAACAACACAGCUAGUCGAUUUUCUAAAUAAAAGUCAACGUGAUCCUAGAUUAAAUGAAAUUCUAUAUCCAUAUGCAAAUCCGGCUAGAGCAAAGGAACUGAUAUGCCAGUAUGAACCGAACAAAUUCAAUGCACAGAAGGGUCAACUUAGUUUAGAUGGAUUUAUGAGGUAUCUAAUGUCAGAAGAUAAUCCUGUGAUGGCACCGAGUAAAUUAGAUUUGUGUGACGACAUGGAACAGCCACUAUCCCAUUAUUUCAUUAAUUCAUCGCACAACACCUAUCUGACAGGACAUCAAUUGACGGGUAAAAGUUCGGUUGAAAUUUAUCGACAGAGCUUAUUGGCUGGAUGCAGAUGCGUUGAAUUAGAUUUUUGGAAUGGAAAAACUGAUGAACCUAUUGUCGUUCAUGGCUACACUAUUGUUCCUGGAAUUAUUGCUAAAGAUGUGCUGGAAGCAAUAGCCGAAAGUGCAUUUAAAACGUCUGACUUUCCUGUGAUAUUAAGUUUUGAAAACCAUUGCAAUCCUCGGCAACAAGCCAAAAUAGCAAAUUAUUGUCGUGAUAUAUUUGGAGAUAUGUUAUUAGAUAAGCCAAUUGAAUCUCAUCCGUUAUUACCGAAUGUUGAACUUCCACCACCGUCAAUGCUUAAACGGAAAAUCAUCAUAAAGAAUAAGAAAAAGCAUCACCACCACCAUCAUCACCAUAAACAGGGUGGCAGUUUAACGCCAAAUAAUAGCACGUUAAAUAACUCGAAUAUCGGUGCAGCAAAUACUAGUCAAAUAUCAGCAACGGAAGAAGAUGGAGGCACAGCUGUUCCAACAGGAAACGGUGACGUCAUUCAUCAUGCCCCACCAUUGCAGCAAAUUCGUCAAAGUUCCAAAGAGAGUACCGGUUCAUCGGAUACAGACAGUUCAAGUGAAGAUGAAUCAACAGCUGUCGCUGUUCCCGUUCCGACAACCGGAGUCAUUCAACCAGAUAAAGUAGCACAAACGAAAGAGACUGAAGCUGGAGCUGAAAUAUCUGCUCUCGUUAACUAUGUGCAACCGGUGCACUUCAGCAGCUUUGAAAAUUCUGAAAAAAAAAAUCGCUGCUAUGAAAUGUCGUCAUUCGAUGAAAAACAGGCGACAACGUUGCUGAAAGAACGUCCGAUUGAGUUCGUUAAUUACAACAAACACCAACUUUCCCGUGUCUAUCCAGCUGGAACGAGAUUCGACAGCUCAAACUUUAUGCCACAGUUAUUCUGGAAUGCUGGUUGUCAAUUAGUUGCGUUGAACUAUCAAACUUUGGAUUUGGCAAUGCAACUGAAUUUGGGCAUUUUUGAAUACAAUCAACGGUGCGGUUUUCUAUUGAAGCCAGAAUUUAUGAGACGGAAGGAUAGACGAUUGGAUCCCUUCGCCGAAAGUACGGUUGAUGGCAUCAUAGCUGGUACAGUAUCGAUAACAGUAUUAUCUGGCCAGUUUUUGACUGAUAAAAAAGUUGGUACUUACGUGGAAGUAGACAUGUUCGGUCUACCGGCAGAUACAGUGCGAAAAAAGUUUCGCACAAAAUGCGUUCGUGAUAAUGGAAUUAAUCCAGUCUAUGACGAUGAACCAUUUGUGUUCAAAAAGGUUGUACUACCUGAAUUAGCUUGUAUUCGCAUUGCAGCUUACGAGGAAGGCGGUAAAUUUAUUGGACAUCGUGUCCUACCUGUGAUUGGAUUGUGCCCGGGAUAUAGGCACGUAAAUCUUCGUACUGAAUUGGGUCAACCAAUAACUAUUGCAACGCUGUUCCUAUUUAUUGUUGUUAAGGAUUAUGUUCCGGAUGGGUUAUCGGAUUUUGCUGAGGCAUUAGCUAAUCCGAUAAAAUAUCAAAGUGAAUUGGAAAAACGAGCGGAACAGUUAGCUGUUCUAAUGGAGGAAACGGCUCCAGCCGAUGACGAUGGAGCAAAUUCUUUUGUGAUUGUUUCUAUAGGUGCAACAAAGAAAGAAAUGCGAUCACUGGACGUAGUAUCCGGCAGUCCCAAGCAUCGUACCAGUAUUGUCGCCGCCUCAUCGUUGAGUGUUGAUACUGGCCUAGAAAGUGAAUGUGAUAUCAGUGGUGCUUCUAGUCAUAUUAUUCAGCAUCAGCCAUCUUUGGAUCAGACAACCACAUCAUCGAAACCGAUCGCAACCACGACUGAACCGUCAGAAAUGAUAAAUAUUUGUGCCGAACCGUUGGAAAAGAUUCUGGAGCACAAAUUGGUGAAAGAGAAAAGACUCGAAAUGGAAAAGAAAAUGGACACAAUGCGAAAGAAACAUGAUAAGGAGAAGUUGAGAGUGUCCUCGCAGAAAAGUGGAGACUUGAGUGAUGGCAUUCGACGAUCAAAGUUCUACAUGAACAAUAAACUGGUGAAGCGACUAAGCAGCAAGAAUAUUGACGUAAACGUACCCAUUCCACCAUGCCCGACUGAUUUCAAUGAAGCAAGUGACGGUGAUUCCAGUGACAGACCGAGUGUAACGCGAAGUCAGUCCGAGCGUUUGAUAUCAGUGUGUCGCGAGUUCAGCUCUGCCUAUCAGGAGAUACAAGAAAAGUAUCACGAAAUCAUUUACAGUACUGCCGAGAAAGUGAUGCGAAAUUCGCAAACCAGUCAAAUGAAGCAACUGAAGACGAUGUUGGAAAAAGAGACCAACGAUGUCAUGAGACAAUUGAAUCUGGUGCGAAGAGAUGAAGUGAAAAAUUUGGCAUUGAAACACAAAGAUCGAGACGAGUUGGUCAGAAUGAAACGGGAAGUGGCUAGUUCAUUGGUGGAGAGGGGUGUAACGGAACGGGUUAGACUUACUCAAGCCUACGAGAAAAAGCGAGACGAACUACAAAAACAACAUGACAGCGUGAAAGCAGCCCUGAUGGAACAUAAGUCUAAGGCCAAAAUGCUUCUGGAACGGGAGACCCGAACAUGUGUGUCAGCUGAGGGAUUCCUGGUGCUGUUCAAUCCUUUAAUAUCGUCAUCAACUGCCGCACAUUCGAAUCAAUCGACAACCGGUAACAACUCAGUGCACAAUAGCGGAGCAAUGGAAUCGUAAUCAAUGCUGGAAACUGAGGGCGAGAAUUUUUUUAAAAAGAUAGAAAAUGCGCUUGAUUAGUCGAAGAUUUGUUGAUGUAAAAUUUUGUAUAGGAAACCAAGAUGUUAUAGUCACUCAAGAUAAGUGGAAAAUUGGAAAAUACUCUUUAUAUAUUAAAAUAUAUUACUUAUUAUGGCCUAAAAUGUGUUGAUGUUAAAAUAUUUAAAAUUGUAAGUGUUGUUUAUAAUAGACUAAAGUAAUAAAAGAUAAACAGAAAAUAAAUAGUGAAAAAAUAAUAAUGUUUUAGGGUUACAGAUUUGUUAAGACUUACACACAACUUCUAUUUAAAAACAGAAAAAUAGGAAAUGAGAAAACAUUUUUUGUUUGUUUUCCCGAAAAUCUCAUUAUGACUCGAUUGAUUAAACUCAGUUUUUUUCUUGAUUUUAAACCAAAAAGAAAAUCAAAUUCUUCCAUUCGUAUUUCUGUUGAUUUCUUAUUUCACUUUGGAAUUGUCUUAUGCAAUUUGUGAACAUAAAUAUAUUCGUAUUUGGUAGAUGCAUAGAGAGUUAUACUAAAAACAGAAAAGUAAAAAAAAAUUAUAAACGCAAAGCACUUCUUGAAUUGAAUGUAAAAAGAGAAACAGAUUUUAAAAAAACCUAAAAUAUGAAGGAAUUAUAUUAGAAUAAAUUAUAAAAAUACAAACAGAAAACAUAACAUAAAAUGACUAAAAAUAAAACGUGUGUUAAAAAGAGAGAAUUUAUAAGUGCGACAGUGAAAAGAAUAAAUUAACAACUCAAGUGAUUUGAGUCAAGUCUCGAGUUGCACUCAGAACUUUUUGAUUGAUAUUAGAAAUUGUUCUUUGAUUAUUACUUUUUGGCUCACAAGAUCCAAUUAUUUGGUAACUAAUUCAAUUAAAAAAUCUUAACCUUUUCACAGAUGACAAGGACGCCGGCAGUCAAAGACGUGUUUCUCAAAUUUCUAAAAAUUCCCAAAAGUUUCUAAAAAAUUUAUAAAAUUUCUCAACAUUUCUUCAAGAAACUUUUCUAAAAACUUUGGGAAAUUUUCGAAAUUUUUUGACAACUUUUGGUAACUUUUAGAAAUUUGAGGAACACUGUUUUGAAAAAUAGGCACUGCCGCGCCGGCAGUAAUAACAUACCGAGUUCGGUACCUUUUUUGAUCCAAGUAUUUUGCCUACGGAAUCUUUUACGUCACUUGUUUUGAACCGCCAGUAAAUGGUGAAUGGUAGCAUUUUAGUGUUUCAGUACCUACAAAUUUACCCUGAUUGAGGGUAAAACAAUUAGUGGAAUUGGUGGAAUUAGUUGAACUUUCGAGCUAAAAAUUGAAUUGUUUCAUACAGAAAAAAUUGAAUAUUUGGAAAUUGUGGUUCUUACUAGUAGUUUUUCCCUCCAUCCUGACGCACAGUUUGACCUAGUUUCAAUCACAAUAACUUUGAAAUCUGUCUCGGUAUCUACAUUACAAAAGGAGACAACGCGACGAUGAAUAGUGUAAAGUUUAACCUUUUCUCACACAAAUUAACUUCGUGAAUUGUCUCGGUAUCUAUGCCUUCCAGGGUGUGGCUUUUAGCUUUUUCUUUGAGUCCUACAUAGUCCUACAGUUCUCGCUGUUUUAGGUAGUUUUAGACAAGAGCUUUCCAAACCACCCUCAAACACUUCUUUAGGUUCAGUGGCACUUCAUAUAGAAUUUGUUGUAAAAGUUCAAAAUUUUCGGUCGGUACUUUUACUAGUUAUUGCCAAAAAAGAAAACGUCUUGUACAUUCGUGAUUUUUGUGGACAUUUUGACGAUGUUCUAAAUGCAUUUACAAUUACUGAAGCAUUGAUUGUGAUACUGUAUUCACAGACUACGAAUAUGUCACCAGUUUUAUCAUCGGAUCUACUACUUCUUUUGUUCAAAGGUAAAUCGACAGGUUGGUGAAAAAUCUUUUAUUUCGUUUGUUGUGACAUUCAUUUUCCUAUGUAUUAAGACCACAACCAGCGCUAAUCGCUUAUUUUGGUUUGUCUUUAUCGAAACAGAUGACUUAAAUUCUUAUUUGAUUUUAAUGGAUUGUGUCCUAUAAUUUUCCCAUAAUUUUUAUUAUUUCCUUGGUUCAUCCUUGCAAGUUUAUAUAAAAAUAUAAAUCAGCGACCUAUGACUCUUUGACGAUAUGGAAAACCGCUCUGUCUAUAGGUUAUUCUCUCAAAAUAAAAAUAUUUAAGAAAUUACAUUGAAUUAAGUGUUAGAGACAAUCAAUAAAGAUACAUUAACGUUAGUCAAAUUAAUAAAACAUUUAGAACAAAGUGCUUGCAAUUGAAACUUAAAAGUCACGGAUGUUUUGAAAGUGUAAAGAAGAAAUGACUUUCAUUUAUCCAAGAAAACUAUACACCAGACAUACAUAAACUAACAGGAUACUGGAUACAGGACACACAUUUUUCAUAUUUUUAUCCUUUUUCCAACAAAUUUGUAAUGUAAGGAAAAUAAUCCGAAACGCAUAAGACUUGGGAUUUCCCCGGUAGUUUUUGUCUGGCUUUAAAGUGUAAUAAAGGACUAUUUUUGGGAAAUCAUUUUACCAAUUUUUCUUUUUGGGAAAAUCGAAGAAAAUGGUUUGAAAUUCAAGAAAAUAUUGGAAAAUGUUUUCAUAAAAAUAGUCCCUGUAAUAAAGUGAAGUCUUCUUUUAAUCAGGACCAAAACGUUUACCCCUCAGAUAUUUGCGAUUUGAUGAGUCAGUCAAAGAGUAAAAAAUACAAAAAUUAAAAAGAGUUCUCAACUCAGUCCUAUAUGGCGACUCUUUACAUGGCAUUCCCAGUCAUUUGAUACGAUUUAUGGAAAACAGUCGUAAGAUCAUGAAAUGCUGUCACUCAGGUGAAAUCAUGUAAAACUAUCUUAAGAAAUGUAGCUCCAACCAAUUCCAACUCAAAUAACAUUCACAACACAUCAUCACUGAUUCAGGGCAGCUAGAGAUCUGAUUUCAAAUGACAUGUUGUUUGGACGUUUGAUCGUAAUAUUGAGGCUCCUUGAAAGUACAUAUUAUUAACUUUCAGACCACUUCACUAAUUAGCACUACGCCACCAUAGAUCUUCAUACCAUGAAUGAAAUAUUCGAUUUUACUGCAAAGAGAAGAAAACGUUUAGUCGUAUGUGACAUAAAUCAACGAUCUCUUUUUGACAAAAUUCACAUCGCUGCUUCGCGGUAGCUCUUAUUACUAAGUUCAUGCUGUGCUAUGCAUCAUUGCAUAAAUCAAAAGAAUUUAUGUUAAUUCAGUAAGAUUCGAAUAAAAAGAAGUUUCUCUCGAACGAGAUACAGAAAGCGGUAUUCAAAUCGUUCAAACAAACAGACAAAAGAACUUCAGUUAAAAGUUGUGAAUCUUAAAAAAAACUGUUUGGCUAUGUACUACAAUUGGAGACAAAUAAUUAGAGUGUUGUACACCGGUGGUAAUGAGUGCGAGUCCAUGCUAGACGAAUGAAACUACUGCAACAAGUUGAACACUUUAACUAUUUUCGUUAUUGUACUUAUUAGUCGACAAUUUUACAUAACUCUAUCACACCACUUCUCUUACACACAUCGUACAAUUCAAGCCAAUCUAAAGAAAAUAUUGUUGGACGGAGAACCACCUUAGAUGUUGUAAUUAAGUAAGUUCGACAAAUUAAUUCUUUAUAAACAAAAUAACAGAAAACAAAACAAUAAAAAAAAGAUUCCUUUCAAAGGACGAAGGUUGUUGUAUACAAAAAAUAAAAAACAAAA
This is a messenger RNA of Bradysia coprophila, 8690 nucleotides long. RefSeq names its product Phospholipase C at 21C (gene Plc21C). The record is from RefSeq and is a predicted model, not a curated record. Gene Ontology annotation, molecular function: calcium ion binding; phosphatidylinositol-4,5-bisphosphate phospholipase C activity. Lineage: Eukaryota; Metazoa; Arthropoda; Insecta; Diptera; Sciaridae. Gene Ontology annotation, biological process: release of sequestered calcium ion into cytosol; phosphatidylinositol metabolic process; phosphatidylinositol-mediated signaling. Gene Ontology annotation, cellular component: cytoplasm.